UUGAAAGAUAGGUUCAUUACUGGAAGCUUCAGUUACAGCGCCCUCUCCUGGAGAAGUGCGCUGCCUGCUGGGGGCCGAGGGCUCAGGCCUCAUCUGAGCAUGCUCCAUCUAAACAGAGGACAGGAACAUGAGCGGGUACUGCAGCAACACUUGAAGAUGAGUGAGAAGAGAAAGCUGCUGAAGUUAGGAGACAUUAAAUGAUGCUCCGAGUGUAUGGAGUAAGAUAACUGUCAAAAAGGUGUGUGCACAGUUCUAAUAUUCGUAUUCGUAAUUGAGAAACUGUGUGGAUUAGGAUUAGUCUUGUGAAUACAACUCUGAUUUCUUUGACUAUGAACUUCUCCCUUCUGUGUGGACACGAAUUCAAGUUUGUGGGUACGAGUAGAAAAGUGUUGAAAUGACGUCACAGGGCGGAGUAGUCGAUCCGCCAUGGCGGAGUAGUCGAUCCGCCAUUAUAACACAGCAUGCGCCAAAUUCAAAGAUGGCUGAGGACAGUGGACCGCUUGGAGCUACCAGCUCAGGUGACAUGUCACAGGGACCAGUGGCUACUCAAUUAUUGGAACGUUUGAAAUCAAGGAUUACAGAUGUGUUAAGCCAACCACACUUGAAUUUGGACUACUUCCAGUAUGUGGUAAAUCAAGAAGCAUUUAUUCUGACAGCUGCCUCUAAUACUUUAAACAUUCCAACUGAAAUUGUAGAGUGUCUUUUAUCCCUGCAAAGUAAGAUCGAUGCAGCUGUUUCCCAAGAGAGCCUGUGUGCUUUUGUUAGAGUUGGAGGACAAGGCAGACCAAAGGUCCUUUUUUCUGAGGAACUUCUGUCCCAGCUCAUCAACGUCCCCUUACCGGUGUCUUGCAUAGCAAAUCUGUUGGGUGUCAGCCAAAGCACAAUCUUCCGGCGUAUGCGUGAACUUGUAUUGUCCACAAGAUUUACAUACAGCAACUUAUCUGAUAGUGAACUGGAUGACGCUGUACGGUCAAUAAAAAGCAGGAUCCCAAAUGCAGGAUACAGAAUGGUGAAAGGUUGUCUGCAAGCUGAUGGGCAUAGAGUUCAGUGGGAUCGUAUCAAGGAGUCCAUGCACAGAGUUGAUGCUCCAGGAGUUUUGGAAAGGAUGACACACCUGGGGUGCAUAGUGAGGAGGACCUACUUUGUGCAGGGGCCUUUGUCAUUAGUACACGUAGACACAAACCACAAGCUGAUACGGUACAACAUCAUCAUAUUUGGUGGAAUAGAUGGCUACUCGAGAAAGAUUUUUUUUCUGCAACCAGCAACAAAUAACCGCUCAAGCACUGCUCAUUCAUUAUUUUUGAAGGCAGUAGAAAACUAUGGCUGGCCUUCCAGGGUCAGAGGCGAUGAAGGCGUUGAGAAUGUCUUAAUUGCUGAAACCAUGUUCACUGUUAAAGGCACUGGAAGAGGGAGCUUCAUAGCUGGGAGGAGUGUACAUAAUCAAAGAAUUGAACGGCUGUGGCGAGAUGUCUGGACCUGUGUGACACACCUUUUCUAUGAAGUUCUUCACAGUCUUGAGGAAGAUGGCCUGUUGGACUUGGCAGAUUCUGUUCAUCUGUUUUGUGCCCACUAUGUUUUCCUUCCACGUCUGGCAGCGGCCCUGCAUAGCUUCACAGAAGGCUGGGACAACCAUCCCCUAAGGACAGAAGGUGGACUCUCCCCAAACCAGCUCUGGGUUUUGGGUCACAUGAAGAACCCUUGUGACCCAAAUGAAGAUUUGCAGAACACGGAGCUAUUUGGAACAGACUGGGAAAUGUUUGAUGCUGUGCAAGAGGAACCAUAUGGCGUUCAAGUCCAGGAAAUUGACUGUCCUCUGGAUCCAUAUAUUAUGGAAACUGUACAGGCCAUGAUAAAUCCGUUGGCAUCAUCAGAAUCAUUUGGCCGAGACAUUUACAUAACAAUGAUUCAGUGUAUUGAAAAGCUAACGGUAACACAAGAAAUGACUGAGAUGUAAGACCUUGUAAAACAUUUGCAGGCAGUUUUGUUGGUUGGUUUUUUUUAUUUUUUUUAAACAACUUUGGCAGGAACCAUUAUCAGAGAAAUACUACUUUUAUAACACUUAAAAAAUUGAAAACAGCAAGUUGUCUCCUGAAAAUUACAAAAGAAUAAAACAAUUUGAAAUGUCACAGUAA
Messenger RNA from Archocentrus centrarchus (flier cichlid), 2132 nucleotides. RefSeq lists its product as uncharacterized. NCBI's taxonomy places the organism in Eukaryota, Metazoa, Chordata, Actinopteri, Cichliformes, Cichlidae. The transcript has 8 exons. The record is from RefSeq and is a predicted model, not a curated record. Bases 395 to 1954 code for a protein of 519 amino acids.